AAAUAUUUCCUUGCAAUAAUGGAAUUAUGGAAGCAUUUGAACUUUGAAGUUGGAGAUUACGUUAUUAUUAUUAUGUAUGUUCCUAUAAUCCAAUCAACACAUAAGAACUUCUGCUAACAGUCUCUGGGAUUUCCAGUUAGAGUUUCAUUUUUGGUUUGCAUGGCCGUAGUUCCAGUAUGCUACAAAAUUCCUUACAAAGAUCAUGUUCUCGGUCCUCAAAAUUCAGUAAGAAGGCUAGAGAGAGUUAUCAUGUGUAGAUGUUAUGCCUUUCCACAAGCCUGUAUUUCUAGUGAUGCAUGCAAGAGGUGCCAAAUCCUGUAUCCUAAUGUUGAUAGUUUGAUGAAAACAAGGACAAGAGGAGAAGUGAAUACCUCUAAAGGGGCAAUUUUCAACCAAGACACUUUGCAUUUCCAGAACCCAAUUGAAGGAUUGGCCCUGCAUAGAGUUUGGAAUGUAAAAGGAGAAGAUUUCUAUGUGGCAUCACACACAUCAAAGGCUAGUAUUAAUGAGAAGCAAUUGGGAUUGCUAGAUUCUUAUUUUGGAAAACUCCAAGGCAAUGCAAAUAAACCGUCUUCAGAUUCUUCUGAUGAGACAAUAGAGUUGCUUGAUGAAAGUAGACAAAUCAAUACAAAGGAGGAAUUAGAAUCUCUAAAUUCUUAUCUUGGCAAACUUAAUAAAGCUACUGAAGAAAAUCCAGCAGCAAAAUCAUUCUCAGUUCAUGAAGAUUCUAGAAGAGGUUAUGAGGAGAAGCCAAAAAAUUUCAUGAAGUUGAGAAAAAAGGAUGUAAAUAGUGGUUCUGGGAGGUCUCAAACCCUGCAGCAAAAUGAUGAAACCUCUGAUCUCUACUUAAUAAGCAUUUUGGCUUCUAUAAACAUUGCAGUUUUUCUGUUUGAAAUAGCCAGUCCGGUUAGAAAUUCUGAGUUUGAGCUCUUUUCUCUCCCAUUAUUGUACGGAGCAAAGAUAAAUGAUUUGAUCCUGGUUGGAGAAUGGUGGAGGCUAGUAACACCAAUGUUUCUGCACUCAGGGGUGUUUCAUGUGGCUCUGGGAUGUUGGUCGCUUCUUACUUUUGGGCCUCAAGUUUGCCGAGGUUAUGGUUCAUUUACUUUUUUCUUGAUAUACAUGCUUGGAGGAAUUUCUGGCAACUUGACAAGCUUUCUUCAUACGCCAGAGCCAACUGUUGGUGGAACAGGGCCAAUAUUUGCCAUAAUUGGAGCUUGGCUUGUUUACCAAGUGCAAAACAAAGGCGUAAUUGCUAAGGAUGUUUCAGAGAGUUUAUUCCAUAAGGCAAUAAUCACCACUGGUCUCAGCUUCAUAUUGAGCCAUUUUGGUCCAAUUGAUGACUGGACACAUUUAGGAGCAGCUUUAACCGGUAUAAUCUAUGGCUUUUUCACAUGCCCUACACUGCAACUGGAUAAUGCAUCUUCAAGAACUGGUCAAGAUGAAGGCGUUGCAUUUGUUAGAGGAUAUGCAAAUCCUUGUAAAUCACUGAUCUUAUUCGCCGUCUUCAUUCUUUUCUUAGGUUCUUUACUUUUCUUUGUGGAACCUCCUCUAGACACUCUGGUGGCUGAUGACUUGGUAUGGUUUUGAAGACAUGGAAUGCCAUUGUGCAGGACAAAUAUCUGUGAAUAUAGAAACGGAAUAAUGUCUUUGCCAUGUCAUCAUUUUUGGAACUGCUUAUAAAUUUCAUUUCCAGCCA
Molecule: messenger RNA, 1696 nt
Organism: Hevea brasiliensis (rubber tree)
Lineage: Eukaryota; Viridiplantae; Streptophyta; Magnoliopsida; Malpighiales; Euphorbiaceae
Product: RHOMBOID-like protein 9, chloroplastic
Exons: 7
Coding region: 160-1587 (475 amino acids)
Cellular component (GO): membrane
Molecular function (GO): serine-type endopeptidase activity
Source: RefSeq, a predicted model, not a curated record